Molecule: messenger RNA, 863 nt
Organism: Bactrocera latifrons
Lineage: Eukaryota; Metazoa; Arthropoda; Insecta; Diptera; Tephritidae
Product: trypsin alpha-3-like
Exons: 1
Coding region: 1-759 (252 amino acids)
Biological process (GO): proteolysis
Molecular function (GO): serine-type endopeptidase activity
Source: RefSeq, a predicted model, not a curated record
AUGUGUCAAUUCAGUCGACAAUUAGUUUUGCAAUUAAUAUUAUAUUUUGCAAUUGGCCAUAUUUAUGGGAAACAAGUGUUCAAGAGUAUUGUUGGCGGGGGUGCGGUGAUUCAACAGAAAUAUCCUUAUUAUGUGCGUCUGCACUAUCGGGGAGAGUUCAAGUGCGGCGGUUCGUUGGUGCGAAACAAUGCUGUACUCACGGCUGCGCACUGUGUGGAAGACUUCAGUGUGGAGGAGCUGAGCAUACACGCGGACACCAUUAAUUUGGACGACAAUGGAGUGGUUAGAACGAUCAAGUACGCGCUGGUUCCAAAAGAAUACGAUAAGGAGACAAAAAAUUAUGAUGUAGCGGUGUUGAUACUCUCCUCUGCCAUACCGAGUGCAUCGGUGAUAACAUUGCAUAAGACCGCGGUGGCUGUCGGUACGAGUUGCUUGGUUAUUGGUCAUGGUUACACCAAAGAAAACGGCGUCGUCUCAAACCAAUUGCAAGAGAUCCAUGUACCUGUCGUGAGCCGGAAAGUUUGUCAGCACAAAUAUCGCGGUAUCGGCGCUAUUACACAAUAUAUGAUGUGCGCUUCGGAACCGGGCAGAAAGGAUUCGUGUUCGGGUGAUUCUGGCGGUCCGAUGAUAUGCAACGGUAAACAGGCUGGCAUUGUUUCGUGGGGUAUGGGUUGUGGGCGUGUCGAAUAUCCGAGCGUUUACACAGACAUAAGCAAGGUGCAUGGUUUCAUUGAACAUGCACUUAAAUUAUAUGCGUAAGCAGGAAGUGGAGCAGAAUUGUAUGUUUUUGCCAUAAGUACUGUUAUCUUUGCUUGACAAUAAUCUAUAUACUUAUUAUACAUAUGUACGCAUUAUAAAUCGUU